AUGUCGCAGCCCCCGAACUCUCCCGGAGAACAACAGGCGAAUGCCUCAGCUUUUGCGCAGUGGCAAUCUUUGAAGGAUUCAGGGCAUUUCAAGCCGGCCACGUCUAUCAGUCUCCAUUCGCUUUCGCCUGCGUCUGUACCGCUUCUGGCACCACAGCUCGCGCCCACAUCUCAAAACAACAUACCGCAAAGCACCUACGGCCCCUUCCCCGGCGCGCAUGGCUACGCCCCGCAACCGCAAAUCCUCCUCACACCCGACAGCAUCACACGCGAUAUGCUCGCCUCCCGCGUGCAAACACUCCUUCGUCUCGCCCUCCCCGAAUUUAACAUAUCGCAAAACGUCAUGCUGUCCAUGUCACUCGUCUCGCGGAUCAUCCACCUGGGCCAAAAUGGCGCUCUCGGACCCCAUGGCAUUCAAAAGCUCGACGAGAUCUUCAUAGUGAUUGGGCACGACGGGUUGAAGAAGUAUAUGGCGCUUGCUGUUAUGGCUCCGGUAAGUCUGUGUGUUUUGCUGAAGGGCACGAGCGAGGAUUUGGAGGGGAAGGAGCCGUUGGUGGACAGGAAGAGUAUGGAAUGGUUGAGGCAGGGGUUUCAUAAUGUGGCUGUGGAUGAGUAUAAUAGAUUGCAGAGGAGUAUGCAAGUUCCGGCUAGGCGCUGA
This is a messenger RNA of Parastagonospora nodorum SN15, 657 nucleotides long. RefSeq lists its product as hypothetical. NCBI's taxonomy places the organism in Eukaryota, Fungi, Ascomycota, Dothideomycetes, Pleosporales, Phaeosphaeriaceae. The transcript is spliced from 2 exons. Bases 1 to 657 code for a protein of 218 amino acids. The record is from RefSeq and is a predicted model, not a curated record.